Molecule: messenger RNA, 3488 nt
Organism: Triticum dicoccoides
Lineage: Eukaryota; Viridiplantae; Streptophyta; Magnoliopsida; Poales; Poaceae
Product: disease resistance protein RGA4-like
Exons: 4
Coding region: 112-3363 (1083 amino acids)
Biological process (GO): defense response to other organism
Molecular function (GO): ADP binding
Source: RefSeq, a predicted model, not a curated record
UUCUAGCUACCCAUGAACCAGCCAUGGCUGCUGUUCAGACCUCUUCUAUAUCCAGGAAACUCCAUGAUCUGAUCUCCCAACCAGAGUGAGAGAAAGAGGCCGGCCAGGAAGAUGGAGGCUGCGGCAGCCACUGCUUUUGCCUGUAGGAUUGCACCUAAGCUGUUGGAGUUCUUAGCUGCAAAUCACAAGCUUCGGCAGAACCUGGAGCAUGACAUCACCUACAUCAGAAAUGAGUUUGCGUUGAUCUCUGCCGCCAUUCAGCAAGACGACAACCACCGCUGGAGGAGCGGACCCUGCAGAGACCACAUGCAGAGGGCCUGGGUCAAAAUCAUACGUGACCUGGCGCAUGCCGUCGAGGACUGCAUCGACCGCUUCAUGCACCGGGUGACCAUCUCCGGGACAUCGACAUGGCUCCGCCAAGCUGUUCACAGGGUGCAGACGGUGACAGUCCGUAAGGAGUUUGCCAAGGCAAUCCGUGAGCUCAAGAAGAUAUCACAGGAGUCAUCCAAGCUGAGAGAAACUUAUUACAGCGCCAGCAUCGCUGCUGGCACCUCCUCUUAUUCAGCAGCGUCGUCGUCAGUGGCAAGUGAGACGACGACACAGAUGGCAAUAGAUGACACUCUCUCAGCUAGCAGAUCUGUUGGCAUGGAUGCGCCCCAGGAUGAGCUUCUUGAGCUGAUCCAGCAGCAGCAACAGCAGCUCAAGGUGAUCUCCAUUGUUGGUUUCCAUGGUAUAGGCAAGACUCUCCUUGCCAGGCGUGUGUACCACACAAUUGAGAACCAAUACGAAGCUCGGGCUUGGGUCUCUGCAGCAGAGCAAGGGGUCCCAACAAAUGUUCUCAAGCAGAUACUCCAGCAACUUGGCAUCCCCACCAAUGGUGGAGGCAACUUCAACAAGCUCUGCGCAGUCCUCAGACUAUACCUUGGAAGCAAGAGGUUCUUCAUCGUCAUCGAUGACAUGCAGACGGAAUUUUGGCAUGAUAUAAAAGAUAUCUUUGUGGGGCUGAGCGGUAGAGUUCUGGUGACGACGGCCAUUCAGUCAGUAGCAAAUGCCUGCAGCAGCUCAGCAGCUCAUGAUCAUGUGUAUGCAAUGAAAACUCUUGCCGAUGAACACUCAAGACUACUGUUUUUCAAGGAAGCUUUCCAAGACGACAAUCCGCCAGUCAAUAAGGAGGAUCAGCUUGGCUCAGAAGCACUGAAGAAGUGUGAUGGCUUACCCCUUGCUCUUGUCACCACAGCUCGGUACUUGCAAAGCACAGGUAAUCCGACACGUGAAAACUGGGCAACAUUAUGCCACAACCUUGGAGUACAUCUGGAAACAAAAGAGAUGUUAGCAAGAAUGAAGUGUGUGCUUGUCCAGAGCUACACCAGCCUUGUUAAACAUGAUGUCAAGACAUGCUUGCUCUACCUAGGUAUCUAUCCUACUGGUCGUACUGUCAGGAGAGGAACCAUAAUAAGGAAAUGGUGCGCAGAAGGGUUUAUCCAAGGAGAUUAUAUGUGUAAUGCUCUGGAUGCCGCUGUCGCCAAUUUCAAAGAGCUGGUCAACCGGAGUAUCAUCCAGCGUACAGAUGCCAGCAGCAAAAACGUCAAAGAUCAGGUGAAGACAUACCAUACUCAUGGCAUGAUGCUCGAGUUCAUCCUGCACAUGUCCAAGUGUGACAACUUCAUUACCUUGUUAUAUGAUCAGCUGGCUCCCCCACCCCCACCCAGUAAAGUCCGUUGGCUCUCCCUCCAUGACGCAAGUGCCAGAGUAGCCAAUGAUCUAUCUCUUGUCCGGUCUCUGACAGUCUUCGGCAAGGCACAUGAAUCCGUCUUGUAUUUUUCCAAAUAUGAACUGCUGCGGGUUUUGGAUCUGGAAGAAUGUGGUAACCAUUUGGAGGACAAGCACCUUAGGGAGAUAUGCAACAACUUGUUGCUGCUUAGGUAUCUAAGCCUCGGGACCGCUCUUACGGUUACAGUGCUCCCCAAAGAGAUAAAAAAGCUUCAACUUUUGGAGACGCUGGAUGUGAGAAGAACCAGGAUAGAGAUUCUGCCCACACAAGUCAUGGAGUUGCCAUGCCUGAUUCACCUAUUUGGAAAGUUCAAACUCCAACAAGGUGUAGGAGGCCGGAAAAUGCUUAAGCUACAAACUUGGUGCUCAGAGAAUAGCAAAUUGGAAACAGUGGCAGGAUUUGUUGUGGACAACAACAAGAGCCAAGGAUUUGCACAGCUCAUGGAGCAUAUGAAGCAUUUGACAAAGGUGAAAAUAUGGUGCCAGCAGUCCACUAAUAAUAGUAUGGAUCCUAUUGCCAGCGGCAGCAGCAGCAGCAACAAGUACACUCAUCUCUCAGAGGCCAUCAAGGGGUUCAUCAAAAGAAGCACCGACAAAAAAGCUCAUUCACUGUCACUGAAUUUCAAUGACAGAUGGUGCCAAGACUUGCUCGUGAACUUGUCCCUAGAAAAAGAAGAAGCUUCCUCCUGCUAUCUUAGCUCGCUCAAGGUACAAGGGGGCAACAUAUGCAGCCUGCCUCCAUUUGUUACCAUGCUAGGUGGUCUCACUAGCCUGUGCCUUUCAUCCCCUCAUCAUCAGCUGAGCGGGGAUAUUCUUGCUGCCCUGAGCAGAGUGCGCUGCUUGGCGUACCUAAGGCUGAUUGCAUCUCAACUGGGCAAACUUGUCAUUGUAAGAGGUGCACUUGGAAGCCUGCGACGACUAUGCAUCGUGGUUGAAGUCAUGACUGAACUGGAAGUCCAAGAGGGAGCUCUGCCGCUCCUCGAGUCGCUCCAGCUGCUAUGUAAGGAUCUAAAUGGCUUUUGCAGCAUCAUGAUCCAGUCCCUGGGACGUAUUAAGGAGGUCACCCUCCAUGAUGGAGUCAAUGAUGAAACAAAACAGAAGUGGAAGGAAGCAACAAAAAACCACCCCAGACGCCCAAAGCUCUUGUUUAUUAAGACAGCAGAAGAUGUUGAUAUGGGAAGUGAACCUGCAGACAAUUCUGAGAGCCCUAUGGUGCCAACCAAUGAUAUGACAUUACCAGUGACAGCGCCCCACGAUGCCGUCUCUACUGGACAGUCUGUACAAGUUGAUGGUGAUGAUCUGCAACAGGAUGAUGAUGAGAAAGAAGAUACAGAUAAAAUUGAUAUGCUAGUGGAUUUUGUUAGCAAAACUUGUCUGGGCACUAUGAUGAACAAGGAAAGUUUUGAACAGGGGAUGGAAGGAAUGGUGGUGGGUGAGAAUAGAAGAAAGAGGGCUAGGACUGUUGGUGAAGGCAACUCAAUGGACAAGGUUUUCGAUAGGGUGAAGCGCAAGAACCCGGAGGACAUCCCAGAAACAAGGCCUACAAAACAAACAGCGCCUGGGCUCGCAGUUGCUAUCUCUGAUGGAAAUUGAGUUUUUCCAUCGAAGAAGGAUGGGGGCCAUUAGUUCCUCGGUUGGCAGAACCAUGAGGAUGUUGUUGUUUUGUCUGGAGUACCAAUGUUUGCAAGCUUGGGUUAAUCUUGCUUGGGAGUCAGGAC